AUGGCCAAACAGCAUUGGCUCAAGGAUGCGGAUGCAAACACCAGGUUUUACCACAGGUAUGCUUCUCAUCGAAAGAAAAAGAAUGCUAUUACUAAAGUUAUGAAUGAUAAUGGGGAUUGGAUUGAGGGGGAUGCCAUGAGACAUGUUAUCUUGAAUUAUUAUCGUGGUAUUUUUAGCUCGAGUUCUCUUACUGUUAAUGAUGAUUUCUUUGAGAGUAUACAACCACGGGUAACUGCUGCGCAGAAUGAGGGGCUAUUGCGCCCUUUUGAGGAGAGUGAGAUUAAAGCGGCAUUGUUUUCAAUGUAUCCUGAUAAAGCACCAGGUCCGGAUGGGAUGAACCCCGGGUUUUAUCAACAUUUUUGGGAUGUGGUGGGUUCUGAUGUUUCUUCUUUUAUUGUGAAUUGCCUAAAUAAUUGCUCACUACCGAAUAGAUUGAAUGAGACAAAUAUUAUUUUGAUCCCGAAGAAGAAAACCCCGGAAAUGGUUUCUGAUUAUAGGCCAAUUGCUCUGAGUAAUGUCGUUUACAGAGUUAUGGCGAAGAGUGCGUUUAUAUCUGAAAGACUUAUUACGGAUAAUAUCUUGAUAGCUGCGGAAGUUGGCCACUAUUUAAACAGGAAGCAAUGUGGACUAGCGGGCUGGGGGGCUUUGAAGCUGGAUAUGGCAAAGGCCUACGACCAUAUGGAAUGGUCUUUUUUGCAAAGGAUGUUAAGGGCUCUAGGAUUUGAUGACAGAUGGGUGGAGUUGUUGAUGAUGUGUGUAACCACUGUGUCGUAUAGUGUACUGGCACAGGAAGCGGGAGUGGUCAAACGUUGUUUGGCAGAUUAUGAAAAGAUGUCUGGACAGGCGGUAAACUAUCACAAGUCGAAUAUAUGUUUUAGUAAGAAUACACGAGAUGAAAUACGAGAGGAGAUUGCCAGUAUAUUGGGAGUAGUGCAGGCUCAGAAUUUUGGGAAGUAUUUGGGGCUUCCAUCAUUUGUGGGCAGAAAUAGAAGAGAGGCAUUUUCUUAUAUUAAGGAUAAGAUAAGACAGAGGAUUGGCUCGUGGAAUAAGAAGCUUUUAUCGCAGGCAGGAAAGGAAAGAACCAUGAAUCGAUACUGGUGGAGAUCGAGGAAUGACCAGGGUAUUCAUUGGAAAACAUGGGAUAAGCUGUGUAUCCCGAAGAAAUAUGGAGGAUUGGGUUUUAAGGAGUUGAGGGCCUUUAUUCUUGCAAUGCUGGGCAAGCAAGCAUGGCGUUUUCUGACACAACCACAGCCAUUGGUUUCAACAGUAUAUAAAGCCAGGUAUUAUCCUAUUAACUCUUUCUAUGAUGCAUGCUUGGGAAAUAACCCAAGUUUUUGUUGGCGGAGUAUUUUGGCGGCACAAGAUUUGAUUUGUGGGGGAGUUAGGUGCAGGAUUGGGAAUGGCGAAUCAACUUUGAUUUGGGACCACCCGUGGUUGCAUGAUGAGAAUCAACCGAGAAUUUUAACAGAAAGGCCACCCCAAUUGGCACAAGCAAAAGUGGUGGGUCUGAUGGAUCAACAGACUAGAACUUGGGAUCAGGAUAUUCUUACAGAUAUUUUCAUACAUGAGGAUGUGGAGCGAAUUCUAAAAAUACCUGUGUCACCAGAUUAUGAAGAUAUGUGGUACUGGUAUGGAGAUCCAAAUGGAGAAUAUUCUGUUAAGGAUGGGUAUAGAGCAGUGAUGAUGAUGAGAUUAUUUAUGCAGUGGCACUUUUAUAUUACAUAUGACGCGCAAGGAAUGGAGCUGUAUGGGAAGCAAAUUUGCCCAGACCCCGGAAAGUAG
Molecule: messenger RNA, 1782 nt
Organism: Ipomoea nil (Japanese morning glory)
Lineage: Eukaryota; Viridiplantae; Streptophyta; Magnoliopsida; Solanales; Convolvulaceae
Exons: 6
Coding region: 1-1782 (593 amino acids)
Source: RefSeq, a predicted model, not a curated record